GUUCAUAAACUAUAAUUUGCGGUUGCGCUUUUCUUUUAAAUAAGCAAGCUGAAUACUUGGAGGAGAGAGGCAGGAAAGCUAGAAGAGACAGAAGCCAAGGCAGCUAAAGGAAAGAAACCUUCAGUACAGAAAACACGAUUAUCUACAGAGGACUUGGAGGCAUCACAGAUUCCCUAAGCACGGAGAGAAAACUUAUGUCUUUGCCUCCUUCUACCUCCAUAUCAGAAAUGGAACCCAACGGCAACUUCAGCAAUAACAAUAGCCACAGGAACUGCACAACUGAAAACUUCAAGAGGGAGUUUUAUCCUAUUGUGUACCUGAUAAUAUUUGUCUGGGGAACCUUGGGAAAUGGUUUUUCUAUAUAUGUUUUUCUGCAGCCUCAUAAGAAGUCCACAUCUGUGAAUGUUUUCAUGCUAAACCUGGCCAUUUCAGAUCUCUUGUUCACAACCACACUGCCCUUCAGGGCUGACUAUUACCUGAGAGGCUCCAAUUGGAUAUUUGGGGACGUGGCCUGCAGGGUUAUGUCUUAUUCCAUGUAUGUCAACAUGUACAGCAGCAUUUAUUUCCUGACUGUGCUGAGCGUUAUGCGCUUCCUGGCAACUGUUCACCCCUUCCGGCAUCUCCACGUCACCAGCAUCAGAAGUGCCUGGGUUGUGUGUGGGAUCAUAUGGAUCUUUAUCACGGCUUCUUCAACAACACUUCUGAACAAUGGCUCUGAGCAAGAGGGUAAUGUCACAUCAUGCUUAGAGCUGAAAUUCAAUAAACUUUUUAAACUGAAGAUCAUGAACCACAUCGCCUUGGUGAUAGGCUUCCUACUGCCAUUCUGUACGCUCAACAUCUGUUACCUGCUGAUGAUUCGCGCCCUGUUAAAGGUGGAGGUGCCAAAAUUGGGGCUGCGGGUUUCUCACAAGAAGGCGCUGACCACCAUCAUCAUUGCCUUGAUCAUCUUCCUCCUUUGUUUCCUGCCCUAUCAUGUACUGAGAACCUUCCACCUGGCUGUGUGGAAAGUGGGUACAUGCAGAGACAGGCUGCAUAAAGCCGUGAUCAUCACACUGGCCUUGGCGGCUUCUAACACCUGCCUCAACCCUUUGCUUUAUUACUUUGCUGGGGAGAAUUUUAAGGACAGACUAAGGUCUGCACUCAGAAAAGGUGAUCCACAGAAGACAAAGUGCAGCUUUCCUGUCUGUGUGUGAUCGAAAAGGGAAACAAGAAUGUGAAGGGUUAUUAGGUGAAGCCUGUUCUUGUAUUCCUGGGUCCACCUUCAUUCACACAGUCUCCAAAUGAUCAUGUGUUUACACCAUUCCCAGCAAAGUUCUAUUCCCAACAUUUACUUGACCAUGAUUUUUGUUAAUAAGAUCUACUUCAAACAUUUCAUUAAAUGUAUUUUCAAUGGUUAAGUCUAAAUGAGGAGCAUAGCAGGAAAAUUCCAUACCACAGAGUCUUGCAACCUGAAGUGUCAGAUUGGGGGAAAACGUCCAGCAAGCAGAAUGGGUGCAACUUUUCAUCAGAUUCUGUAUCAGAUCUCUGACCCAACAGGCAUUCUAAAUUCUUAACUUUAAGAUAACUCCAACAUCUCUAGCUUCUCCAGUUCCUCUUCGCUUGUCAAUCCCCUGACAUAAAGCCAAUUAAAGCUGCUGGAGACGGCCAGAGCAGAUAAGAAAAGCAUUCUAAGAAUUCAAGGGAAAGACCUUGAUGGUAAAGAGAAAAGCAUGGUCAAGGUCCCAAAUGAAAGCAGUGAAAGAAAAGGAGAGAGAAGGACUAGGGCAAGAAAGAGCUAGUGAGAAAGAGGGGAAAGGAGGAAUUUCAUUUUGCACUGGGAAAGGGGCUCUACCACAUGGAAGGCAAGAAGGUUCCUUUUGCCUCUCUCUUGCCCGGGGGUUAAGAAGGACAGGAAGAGUAGGAAGAUGACCUGGGGCAUUGCCCCUAGGGGACUAAAAGGAUUAUGUGUACAAUGGAGAAGGGAGCUCAAGUUCACUCUUGAGAUUUGGGUUUAGACCGGCUUGACUGCAUUUCUUAGUCUUGCAUGUUAAUUCAUUGAGAUGGGUCCAGAACAGAGGAGUUGCCUCUAAGGGUUUGGAUGGGCACUCAGAAAGAGAGUAGGGUGGAUGACAAGUUGAGAAGUCUUUUAUACCCCUGAAAUUCUAUUAACAUUUUGGCAGAACAUAAGUAGAGUAGCUUUCCUUUUGAGAGAGUGUAGGAAAUCACUGGAUAGUAGGAAGGGAUCCUUUCUGUUCAUUGAAACAAGGCUAAGGAGACUACCACCAUGACCUUUGUAUUGCCAAGAACUGAGUGUCCUCUUCAUGCCAGGCAGACUGCGCCAGGCACUUCAUGUUUAUUGACCCCAUUUAAACCUUACAUCAAUGCCUGGUGUUUCCAUUUUACUGAUGAAGACACUGAAGCUCAAAGAAAUUACAAAACUUGUUCAAGUUCACAGAACUCAUGAGAGUUUUAAGAACCUCUGUGAAGAAGGGUUGGCUGGGUGCAACCCCAACUGUAUCCCCUGAAAACCUCCACAAAUAUUGGUUGAAAGUCAGAAUAAAAGUUCCCUUCCCCCACCAGGCACCUACCCCUCCUUGGGUAUAUAGCAGAAAAACAAGAAACUAAUUGAUUUGCACACAUUGGAGAGAUUUAUAAUUUUCUUGGACAGCUUAGGGAUAAACUAGUGAAAAUACAUAGUAAAAUAAGCAAGGGAAAAGACAAUGCAAUUAUUAAAUACUAGGGAAAAAGAAACUGUUCUUUAAGAAAGGGAAUAGUACACUACAUGGCUUAGCUUGAAUAACAUUUACCUAGAGAAUAAUGUAAAUAGCAAGGACUAUGAUGUAAUUUUUUUUUAAGAAAUGAGGGGAGAGGAUUUGUAUGUGGGGGAGGAGGGGUGUAACAAAUGUAGGUCCUCAUCUUCCAUCACAGAAAAUGCAUAACUAGAGAACAGUGAAUAGCGGUAUAAAAAUCUUAUUUAGCAAUAGGAGCUAAAGCCCAGAAAAAACAGUGAAAAAACUGAUAGAGAUUGCCUCUGGAGAGAAGUUGUGGGUGAAAAAAUAGGGUGGGGAUUUCUCUUUUCCUUUCAAAAACUAUUUAACUGCCUAA
Molecule: messenger RNA, 3084 nt
Organism: Hipposideros armiger (great roundleaf bat)
Lineage: Eukaryota; Metazoa; Chordata; Mammalia; Chiroptera; Hipposideridae
Gene: CYSLTR2
Product: cysteinyl leukotriene receptor 2
Exons: 3
Coding region: 195-1193 (332 amino acids)
Biological process (GO): G protein-coupled receptor signaling pathway
Cellular component (GO): plasma membrane
Molecular function (GO): leukotriene receptor activity
Source: RefSeq, a predicted model, not a curated record